CUUACACUAAGUGUAACGUAAGAAUUAAAUAUGGCCGCCCUUCUGGAAGAGAAAUCAUUUCGUAAACUGGAAGAUUUGGGCUGUCCAAACGAAAUUGCCACAAUGAAAUGGUCACCAAAGACGGACCUCAUUGGGAUAAUAACAGUUGAUGGCUCCGUGUGGUUGAACAGGCUUUCGUGGCAACGCGUUUGGACUUUGUGCUCAACCGAAUACAAAGUAUUGACCCUUGCAUGGCGACCCGAUGGUAAAGUGCUUGCACUGGGCUUGGAUAACGGUAAAUUGAAUUUGGUAAACGUUGAAAACAGCGAAUGUCUUCAUGAGUACGUGUUGGGUUCCAAGCCGGAAUUCCUCGAUUGGGUUGCAAAGGCGACCACAGAAAGCAACUCUCAUACUGCUCCAGCAAGAAUCUUCACGGAGAAAGGCGACAAAUUCCUUCCACGUCUUCCUCCCGUAUCUUCAGGAGAGUCGACUGACGAGAAGCCGGAAGAAGGGCGCUGGGAUCCUAAACGACUGGACGAUCUUGAGGGAACGUUGACCUUUUUGAUUGUCGCUGAUAAUAAGGGAGUAGUAACUGUUCUCGUUCAUGGCAUCCUACCAAUCGACCAAAUCACUAUUAUGAACUCGCACGAGGCAGCGCUACGCUGUCAAAUCUUGAGCGUCUCGCUAGAUGCUGAAUUAAGAUUUCUAUCUGUCGUCAUGAAAGAGAAACAAUGUGCGGACUCCGACAAUGAAGUUAUUUCUAUAGCAACAUUUGAUGCAAGUCUCUAUCGAUCGAGAUUCGAGGAGCUUGAAGUGCUAGCGCUGAAGUAUGGAAAGAUCUCAAGCCUGAUGUCUUAUCUUGAUAGCACCUUCAACGCGAUGUCUGAGGCUUGGGAAGAUACCUUAUUGCAGGUGGAUUCCUACUUGGAGAAGUACGCGAACAGCCUUAGUCCGGAUACUAGCGUUUCCGAGGAAUUUCUGACUUUAUUUACCUGUGGGACAGUUAGUGCGGAAAUGCAAGUUUUGCUGGUAAAUGAUUUGACCGAGAAAGGACUGAAAAAGCUUGGUAAACUCGUCGAAGCGUCAUAUUCCAAUAUACAAAGUCUCGCUGUAAGAAAUCUUCAAGCAGGUUGCAAUGCAAUGCUGUAUCAUCUUAACGACUUGACGGGCAUGGCAAAAUGGUACGAACGCUUUGGAAUCCUGGGUUUGAAGGAACCGCUGGUCGAAGAUUGCAUAAAAGUCCUGGGAUGCUUCAUGCUAAAGAUUCAGGAACUUCUGAGCGUUAUCGAGACGUCCCUCCAGAGCUUCAUACACUUCUUCAAAUGGCUUUAUCUUGUGAUUCUACAGCUUACGGACGAAGAAAUCCCGCCGUUUGUGAAACAGUUCAAUCAAGACGACAUCGCUCUUAUUGCAGAGUUUUUGAAUCACCAGCUGGGGCAACAGGACAGCGGUAAACCCCGUUUCACCAUGGAGAAAGUUGGACAAUACUUGAAGAAGAAACCGCUCGAGUUCCAAGUGAGCACAUCGAACAAUUCUUGGUUAAAGUUUCUAGAGUCCAAUCCCGAGUUUUCCCAGAUCUCUUGUAUUCUUUGUGCUUCGCCUGAAAAAUCUUUAGUUACCCUUCACGAGGAGCUCACGGCCUAUCUUAAAAAAACCUUCGAGAAGUUAAUUCAUUGUGACGAACACUCUUGGCAUGUAAUAUUCGUUAAAUUGUUCCCAUGUUACACGCAGUUUCCCACGGUUUCCCAGAUAUCCAAAGAAACCCAUUACAUUGCUGUAGCCGAUGGUAAAACCACUCCGGAAAGAAUAUAUAUAAUAAAAAUAACACCAGCAUCUGCCGACUCAAGUAUUCCUGCACUUAAAGGGGUUUUUGUUGGAUUCGAAGGGAUGAUGAAUGAUGAGAACAGGAUAAUUGUGGUCGACUUCGAGUUUUACGAUUCCGAAACCUUGACUGUGCUUUUGCAUCAGGAGGGAGUGGAAGAUAUAAAUUCUUACGUUCUGUCGCAGUUUAAAGUCUCAAAUCUCAAAGAUGACAUCAUGAAAAGGCUUCCCGCUUCACUGGAAGUCAAUUCCGAUUUGAUUACAGAACAUCAUGUUGACGGAUCCGAUGCCAUUGUAAAAUGCAGGAGCCUUGAACGCAUAAAAGCUGUAAGAGUCGCGGUGAGCGGGUCGCGUCAGGUAGCGUGUGUGUUGUCAAAGUCUCGGGCACGAAUUAAGCUCUUUGAUAUGGCUGCCGAUGAAGAUGGGGACGAAACACUUGAUGGCGAUCAAACUUCUGUAAAUAUUUCUACCAACAGCGGAAUUUAAGCUGUAUGUAUAUUGAAAUCGUCGUGACUUUAUGUCAAAGGCAAUAAAGUGCAAACUUCGCGA
Messenger RNA from Xenia sp. Carnegie-2017, 2349 nucleotides. Its product is annotated as anaphase-promoting complex subunit 4-like. Gene Ontology annotation, cellular component: anaphase-promoting complex; nuclear periphery. Lineage: Eukaryota; Metazoa; Cnidaria; Anthozoa; Malacalcyonacea; Xeniidae. Gene Ontology annotation, biological process: protein K11-linked ubiquitination; anaphase-promoting complex-dependent catabolic process; positive regulation of mitotic metaphase/anaphase transition. Gene Ontology annotation, molecular function: protein binding. The record is from RefSeq and is a predicted model, not a curated record.